AUUCACAAGUGUUUGAGGUAUGGGCUUGGCUGGUGGACGCUCUUGGAGAUCGUGUUUUUACUCAACACAAGAUAUCUGCAAGGAGUAGAAAAGUCGAAAUGUAUCAUAGUUCAACAGACGCUGACACCAAAAGGUGGAUAAUGGAGGACUUUACGAAAUGUGACAGUACGAUCAAAGUGCUAGUGUGCACUGUAGCCUUUGGCAUGGGCGUCAGCAUUUCUGAUACAGAAAUAGUGAUUCACUGGGGAGCCCCGAAGAGCAUACUUGCUUACUGGCAAGAAAUUGGAAGAAGUGGAAGAAGUGGCCAGUAUUCAUAUGCCAUUAUGUAUCCGUACAAACAUUCACUGAUUAGUAAUAUGGCAACAGAGGAAAUAAAAACCUUGUCUAAAUCAAGCGAAUGCCUAAGGAAAUACGCUUUGACAAAAUUAGUCACAAAAAAGAUGAAAGGGGAACUCCCAUCCAGUGAAAACUGUGUAACAAACAAUUGCCAAAUCUGUGCUUGUGCAGCUUGUAGUUGCUGUUCCUUUUGCUACAAACUUUGCCAGUGCAAAGGAAAGCUAGAUGCUUGGUCAAAAUUGUUGUUGUAGGAGAAUGUGAAACAUUAAAGUUAAAUAUCGCUGGAUAUUCAG
Messenger RNA from Ruditapes philippinarum (Manila clam), 629 nucleotides. RefSeq lists its product as uncharacterized. The transcript has a single exon. Lineage: Eukaryota; Metazoa; Mollusca; Bivalvia; Venerida; Veneridae. Gene Ontology annotation, molecular function: 3'-5' DNA helicase activity; four-way junction helicase activity. The coding region runs from base 99 to 587 and encodes 162 amino acids. Gene Ontology annotation, biological process: double-strand break repair via homologous recombination. Gene Ontology annotation, cellular component: cytoplasm; chromosome; nucleus. The record is from RefSeq and is a predicted model, not a curated record.